Messenger RNA from Coffea eugenioides, 1608 nucleotides. RefSeq names its product carbonyl reductase [NADPH] 1-like. Bases 177 to 1121 code for a protein of 314 amino acids. The transcript is spliced from 4 exons. Gene Ontology annotation, cellular component: membrane. NCBI's taxonomy places the organism in Eukaryota, Viridiplantae, Streptophyta, Magnoliopsida, Gentianales, Rubiaceae. Gene Ontology annotation, molecular function: oxidoreductase activity, acting on the CH-OH group of donors, NAD or NADP as acceptor. The record is from RefSeq and is a predicted model, not a curated record.
CAAAAACCGCAGCUUCUGUUCUUUUAUGCACUCCUCCAUUUCUAUCUCAAUCCAAGGGAAAAAAAGAAAAUCUGAGACGAAAAGGAAAAGAAACACAAGUUUAAAGAAAGAAAAAUUGAGUGAAAAGCUAGAGCAAACGAAUCCCAACAGCCCAGAGCCUUGAAUCCAGAAUUACAAUGAUGGAUAAAAAAGAAAGGGCAAGGGAGAAAAGAGAAAUGAGGCGCCAAGAGAUCUCUCUUCUCCGCACCAUUCCCUAUUCCGAUCAUCAAAGAUGGUGGUCUUCUGACACUGUUGCUGUGGUUACGGGUGCCAAUCGGGGAAUUGGUUUUGAGAUUGCACACCAACUUGCAAUGCAUGGAUUGACCGUCAUUCUCACAUCACGAGAGACUGGUGUUGGUGAAGAGGCAGCAAAGGUCUUGCAAGAAGGGGGUCUAAAUGUGGUCUUUCAUCAAUUGGACAUAGUGAAUCCUUCAUCAAUUGAGACAUUUACUGAAUGGAUACAACAAAAUUAUGGCGGCUUGGAUAUACUGGUAAACAAUGCAGGAAUUAAUAUCAAUAUUGGGUCAGAAAACUCAGUUGAACAUGCUGAAAAGGUUAUUGAGACAAACUACUUUGGCACCAAAAGCAUGAUUAAAGCUAUGAUUCCAUUACUUAGGCCUUCAGCUUCAGGUGCUCGUAUUGUUAGUGUCACCUCACGUUUGGGAAGGUUAAACGGCCGACGAAAUAGAAUUGGAAAUAUUACGUUGAGAGCGCAACUGGAAGAUGUGGACUCGUUGUCUGAGGAAUUAAUUGAUGGCACUAUGAACAAAUUUUUGGAACAAGUCAAAGAUGGUACUUGGGAAUCUGGCGGAUGGCCGCAGGUAUAUACAGACUACUCGUUGUCAAAGCUAGCAGUUAAUGCCUACACAAGGCUAAUGGCGAGAAUUCUGUCCGAUCGGCCUGAGGGUCAUAAAAUAUACAUCAAUUGCUAUUGCCCAGGAUGGGUUAAGACUGCCAUGACUGGCUGGGCUGGGCAUAUUCCUCCUGAAGAUGGGGCUGAUACAGCAGUUUGGCUUGCACUACUCCCUGAGCUGUCUGUAAACGGCAAGUUUUUUGCAGAGAGACGUGAAAUCAAUUUCUAAACUUGUGAUUGACUAUUGUUGUUGAAUUUGAGUUACAGUCUACUUUGUAUUUGGCCAAGACCAUGCGUAACCAGAAACAACAGAAGGAAAAUAUAUACGUUCAGAGUCUUGUGCUAGGAUUUGCCUUUGAAACUGCAGUGUUUCCAACUUAGCUAGCUGUUGGAGUAAAGAAUCUACUGGGCUGUCAUAGAGAUUUUUGGUCGCAUACCAACCUAACUCAGGCAACAUGGCGAUGGAUGGAGGCAAGAGCCGAAGGAAAUGCAAGACAAUUUUAAUCUAGCACCAAUAGGUUUCUUUUCAGUUGUGCAAGUUUCUUUUCCUUUGCCCAUGUUUUACUUUAGAAACCAAUCAGCUCAACAAGUAAACGCAAUAGCAAAUUCUCGAGGUUCGAAUAGUGUAUCCUCACUAUGAAUGUUUUUUUUUUCGCCUGUUUUCUCUGGAAUAUUUGACCAGUGAUAUAAUAUGUGCUCACCAUGUUACAGUUAAA